Schistocerca nitens (vagrant locust) is the source of this 727-nucleotide messenger RNA. RefSeq lists its product as uncharacterized. The record is from RefSeq and is a predicted model, not a curated record. Lineage: Eukaryota; Metazoa; Arthropoda; Insecta; Orthoptera; Acrididae. The coding region runs from base 14 to 343 and encodes 109 amino acids. The transcript is spliced from 2 exons.
UGAUGAUCGGCAGAUGAUGAUAAGACAUGGCCUACAGGAGGAUGAAAAUGAUUUAACAGCUUUAUAUGAUGCAGGUCAUUGUAUGGAAUCCUUCACGGUACCAUUCAGAGGCGAACUUAAGCCAGCAACAAUAACACCUUCUCCUAACACGUCGUUGAUGUGCCCAGCACCACCACCAGUGCAUGAGGGGCCUUUGUGGCUACACUCCCUCAAGCAUGGGGACGUCACUAUCACCGUGAACCAAAACAGUGUGGCUACAGUCCCCACAUGCAAAGCCAUCUAUGGCGCCAUCACCUCAUCCAGGGCUAUUAAUGGCUACGGACCCACGUGCGGGGCUGUCUAGGGCAUUGUCACUGAGACUGUUGUGGCUGCAGUCCCUACAUGGGGGGUCGUCAACAUGGCCAGGGCCUUCAUAGGGUGAGUUCUCACCUGCAACGCCGUCUGGUUAUAGUCUCCAGCCAGCUUGUAGCAGCCAAUAGAAGUUAAUGAAAACACAAUAAGAUAGGCACCAUUGUGCCUAAUGAUAAGGCUUAAUUUAAAAAAGGAGGUAAAGUGAGAGUUAGUAAACUUAAAGGGCUUUUCGAAAAAGGAUAUACUGCUAAUUGGUCAACAGAAAUUUCUGAAAUCAGGAUGUGAUUCAUUCUCAUCCAGUCACAUAUAAGUUGAGAGACUUAAAUGGUGAAGAAGUAAAAGGAAAUUUUUAUGAACAAGAACUGCAGAUGAUAAA